This is a messenger RNA of Amoebophrya sp. A25, 5937 nucleotides long. The record is from the annotation of a GenBank genome assembly. NCBI's taxonomy places the organism in Eukaryota, Dinophyceae, Syndiniales, Amoebophryaceae.
AGGAGAAGAAAUACAUUCAUUUGCGAUGAAGAAUACGAUGCCAUCAAUGCAUUACCCAUAUUUUGGAAGGUCUCGUGAUCCUGGGCCAGGUCCUGGCGCUGCUACUUGCUAGUAAAACCGGAAGUUUCGAAAAAUCAUGGGAGUGCUGAUUCGGUGGUGCCGAAUAUUAUGCGGUAGUGGUUGUCUACUGCUUCAGGUGGGCUAUGGAGGGCUUGGUCGUGCCGAAAAGUCCUAUGCUCGCACGGAAACAUCUUAUCCUCUUCUCGGUACCCAGUCUGGCGCGUGGACAUCUUCGGGAGUACUCUUGCGACCUGGCGACAGCACGAGUUGCGUUGCUGCUAGUCGUGGCAUACUUUCUGACAUAGAUGAGGAUGUUCACGCCGUAGAAGCGCGGCUAAGGACAAAAGAUGAAGCGACUGCCGUGACUGCCGCCGAACUGUUGCCGCACGCUUCCCAGUGGUUUCUGGCGGAUGAAGAAUACGGUGCGGGUGAGCAUAUGGGUCGAUACGCACCGGAAUGGCGUUUGCGACGCGACGCGGAAAACGAAGAGACAGCAUCUGCAAACGAGAAAAACUCGAAUGCGACGCCUGCAGUGGAAGAGGUAGAAUUGGCAGAUGAGAAAUUCGUCGAUACUGGAGAGCAAAAUGCGACAGAAAAACAUCGCCCGCUAGUUCCACUCUGGGAGAGGGCAUGUCCGAAUCUGCAUCGCAAAGAGGAAGGCAAAAAAACGCUCGUCCGCCCUUGCUGCAGAAAUGUGAUACAACUCACCGAUGCGCAUGACGAGUUGCUGCACAAAUGGCAGUUCAUCAACCGCAACUACAAUGACCGCCUAGAGAGCUACGGGCAGUUCAUCGCCCAAACAGCACACCUUUCAGAUGGCUACUGUGCAGCACAUCUUGUCCGCACGCGCAUAACGCAUUUCGAACUUGCAAACAAACUUCAAGAGCAAUGGGCAGCACUUCUCCUGGCAACAGAAAGUUUUGUUUUAUGCGCGGCGUGUUUCGACGAUCUUGAUCACGCUCAAGAUGAAACAAACGCUACAACCAGGAACACGAAGAUUGGAAAUCGACGUCAUGCAUCUGGAAGACCCCACUUGCGGGCGGCCGCACUUGCGGCGCGAGAAAAAGAACUACUUACACACUGGAAAAAAGCAUCGGAGGACGCGCAGAGUCUUUGGCGUCGACAGAUGGCCGCUGACGCGUUUAUCCUGGAGCAAGACGAGCAGUGCCGCUUUGCGUAUGUCCAGGAGCUGCAGCGUGGUCGCAUGUUUGAGUCUGAGCAUAUGCUGCCACGAUUGCGCGUUACGUCAAUUGCGGCUCAGGAGAAGGGCGCGGCGGAGACUGUUGAGGAAAGAGGAGCUGUCGUCGAGGCGAACACAAAUCACGAUAGGCAUGCUGAAGAUUUGCACAUUUCCGAUGUGCGUUUGCGUGGCGGCGAUCUUUACACGGUCGUUUUCAAAACCUGGAUGGACGCCGCGAUGUCCAUGAUUUUAGAGGUCGGGAAUUUGCUACUACACCAAACGGAGACAUUGCUUCUGCUCAUGUAUCAUCUCGGUCGUGGGACGUCGUCAUGGGCCCACGCGCUACUGAUUGUGCCACCUGGUUCCGGCGCGGACCUGCAAACACUCUUUAUCCAGCGCAGACAGGUGCUAGACUCUGAGGUUCCAGUGUGCCGCGUACUACGCGACUACGACAGAGCUGUCGUAGAGCAGAUUGAGAUGGCAAUUGGUACAUCUUCACGAGGUCUUGCAACUUCGUCCGGCCCCAUGGGUCUUCGGACGACACCAGGACCAGCAGAAACAAAUUCUGGCGGGCCUUUUGUGCGUGAGAACCGGCUUUUAGAGUCACUAAGCGGCGCGUUGCAAAUGGGGCUUGCCUACGUAACGUCUGAAAAAGGCGGCCACAUGCCUCGGGAACUUGGUCCUCGUAUCGAAGCCGCGAUGGGCGACGUGGGUGCUGUGCUCGACAUACUCGACGAAAUUCUACCACGGGAUUCCCCUUGCUUUCUCAGGUGGCCACGACCGGCAUCAGCUUCCUUACCUAGCGGACAAGCCGAGCGUUCCUCUAGUAUUCCUGCGCACGUAUCUACAGGACAAAUAAAUGAGCGGAACGCAGCCUCGUUAAAGGAUGAAUCCGGCGAAAGCGUUGACCACGACGCUCUCAAAGCCUUGACUUAUGCCGUUGUGCUGGUAGCAGUUCCGGACAAGGCUGACCCAGACUUCGUGCGCCAGCACGCUUCCGUGCUCUUCGAAGAGCUUGAACAGAACCAGAGCCUCCAUGUCUUAGUGGUUUCGAGGUCGCAAGACAUUGUAGAGUUAAUAUAUUCGGGUGCUGCUACGUCGAGACGGGGUGGAAAGGGGGCCGCGAGCAAUCGACUUCAAUUUAUCUGGCGCAGAUUCUAUCUCUACGGCGGUAUGGAACUCCUGGGUCGUUUUUUCCAUCCUGACACAGCAAAGGUGGUGUACCGAAUUCCAAACCUUCCUGACGAAAAGACUCUACAACCUGAAAAACAAGCUGCGAAGAGAGGCACUCCUCCAGCAACGUCAAAAGAAGAACUUGAAGAUGUUCAAGGUCACACGGUGGAAGACAUUUUAUGGGAUGCAGCUAUCUCAUAUCUUGAAGAGUUUCGAUUGGUAUUGCGCUUAACGGUAUCUCUCGUAAGUCCUACAGAAGAGAUGAUGCUUCGUGCUGGACCUGAGGCUCUUCAGACCAUUACGCAGAUGCUUAGCAAGAUGCAUGGGGUGACAGAAUGGAGUUUGCCCGGCACUGGUGCCACCUCAAGUGAAAUCUGUGCUAGCGCAACAACUAAAAACUCGUUGAAUGCACGAACUGAGCUUCUCGCAGAGACCUCGAUGCAUGCAUCCUUUCUCGGUCAGCAACAGAUUUUGGCGGGUGGACCAGAUAAGGGCCAGAGCGGUGGAGCUCAGCGCACACUAGAUGAAAAUGCUAAGCAUAAGAGCUUGCAGGACGAGGCGAGCAUAGACUUGAAACUCCCUCGCUGUGGGCGGUCGGUGUGGAUGGGCUAUGACCUGAGCGACUGGGAGCGCAACAACGAUCGAGCGGUGCUUUUCGACUACGUUCGAAAGACGCAGCAGAGUAAGCGUAUACUCGUGUACCGUUGUGCGUCAAUCGGUUUCUGCGGUGGGCAUGGCGACCGAUUGCAUGGUAUUUUAGGUUUGUUUAUGCUGGCACUGGUAACCGGACGUGCUUUUCUGAUCGACUCACCGAGACCGCUACCGAUUGGGCUACUUCUGGAGCCCGCGUAUCCCGAGGAUGUGAUCGAUUGGCGCGUGCGCGGAAGUGUGGGCUUGCCUGGGCUGCACGCGAACCGCAAUGAUAAAUUUGUGGAAGCGCUUGGUGACUUGGUAGACUCCCCUGAAAAAAAUUGGGUCUUGCAUUCGAAUCAGAGAAUCACGACGGCCUGUUUGCACUCCGAACUUGCACGACGCAAUCUUCCUUCAGCAGUGCGCGCUGUCCUUGUCCGAACCCCAUUUUUGCACGCCCAUCUCUUCGAAAUGUUGUUCAGGCCGACGAAUCUUCUCGCCAACCGCAUUGCCAGCUGGUUUCAGUUCGCACGCACAGGCGAUAUAGAAACAAAAACUACAAGUGGCAAAAAUGUCGGCUCUACUUCGCCUCAGCCUUACCCAACAGCGACCCCACCUAGCACUAGCAGAAGACCUGUAGAGAGCCUUAUCGGCAUUCAUUUCCGCACCGGCAAUGCCUCCUCGGAUCGAUGGAGGGAUCCGCAGCGACAUCAACGAGAAGACCUUCUUGAAUUUUUGCGAUGUGCUACAAAAGUAGAAACGGAACUUCGCUUAGAUCCUACGGCCACUAGAUUUUUUCUUGCUGCUGACGCUGAGACAGAGGAUUGGCCCGAACUCGCAGAAUACUACGCGUCCGGCAAACUGAUUGGACCUAGCUUUAUGAUAUAUUAUUCUUACUGAUGAUCAGGGGUUUUCUAGCUGUGGUUUUGAAGCUCUUUUUACAUACAUUCUUACUAUGUGUGUUUGUUCUGGUGCUGGUUCAAAUGACGAAGUACGUUUGUACUAGUUAUUGUUGUUUCAGAUAAUUCCUCCUUUUCCGAUUGUUUUACAAAUGGUCCGUCAUACAUCUUUAAGUCCGAUGCGCAUGCUUGAUUUUUGAGUUUUGAAGUUUGGAUUGCAGUUGAAGAUGUACAACUCGUACGCUGUAGGGAAAUGCAAUAAUAAAUUAGUGGAUCGCAUAGAGCGCGCACGACUACUUCUAGUUCUAAUCAUCACUACGAGGACGUGGAAGUUGAUCCAGAACCAGACGACGAGGCGAGGAAAGGUGAAAGUGAAAGCCAAGUACUAGACUCGAAGGUAGAAGCAGUAGCAGCAUCGAAUGCAGACGUCUCCGGAGGGGAUCAAGGUCCUGCCCCGUAAGACGAAGCGAACGCCGCCCGCGGUCCGUCACGCGUUACGCCUUAGCGUGACGCAUAGAAUAAUAGGGGGGUUGGUGCUUUAUUAGAAUGCGCACAAGCGUGACGCGGACCGCAUUGUUGGGCGCCUUGAGCCUCUGCCGCGUCACGUGGUGACAGCUCUCGUAGUCGUCCCCUGCAAAGACUGGCCGCCUCGCACGCAGCGCUGUUUGCUCGCCAGUAGAGGAGCCCACUCUGCUGCCCGCAUGGCAAUGGCUGGGCUCUCGUGGCGAGCUCUCGCGCCGCCGAGUCUUGCUCUGGGAGGGCCUUGGAAUGUCUCUGGGAGAUCUUCUGAUGACUCGACGCCGAGUCCUCGGAAGAUCUCCAGAAGAUCUCUGGGUGCUCUUUUGAACUCCAAAAGAGCCUCCAGAGAGAGCCGCUUCAAAGUCUCUUGAAAGUCUCAGAGCCCUCUCGCCAUAUCGCAGAGAGAACCCUGGGCAGAGCGGUCGGUGCAGAGCGGAGCGGAAAACAGACUUUCGAAAGACAUUCAAAAGCCCUCCUCUGGAGACUUUCAAAAGGCUCUCCAGGGACUUUUAGAAGUCCCUUGGAGAGUCUUUCGAAAGCCUUUCCCGUGAGCUUGGUCUCUGCUUAAGACCAGCACGAGCCACGCGGCAUCCGGACCUGCAGAAAGAGGACCCAAAGGGGGCCCUCAACAAGUGUUGCUACCCGCGCCCAACCGAUGAUGCCCAAAUCUCACACUAGCACUACAAGCGCCUUGCCUUGAGAUACCUAAGAUGGAGAUGUAUAGACUACAGCAGCAGGCUGGACCUUGCUAAGUCUGUAGGGGACACGCAACCCGAGCGUCAUGCGAAAGCGUGACGCGUCACGCUUUCGCGUGACGCUCGAGACAAGAAGGGGCCAAGUUUUCAGUAGUAUACCUGGGGGAGAAGGCGUAAGGUCUUAAGUAGGACCGCGGGCGGCAUUCGCUGACCCUUACGGCCUUGCCCCACCUAAAAAGACAAAGCAAAGAAACCGGUUUUCGAAUGCUGUGGUACACCUAGAUCGGAGUUCUUUGGCUCUUCUCUCAGUCGGAAUGGCCGAGGUCUGGGCGCAGUGGUACGCAUUAGGCUUUUUCGUAGAUGCUUUGAUUCUUUCAGCAUCGGGAUUUGGGGCUACAGCGGGCGAAAUGGCGAGGCAGACCCAGACGUGGUUUGGGAAGGGCUGCAUUCGUGCGGACCUGAGUGUCACGUGAUCAUGAAUUUAGAGGGUUAGAAGAGUAAAAAGACGCAAAAAAGAAAGACGCCGCAGUUCUGGGUUAAAUGGACACUGCGAUACACCGGAGAUUGCUGAGAUUAUUUUUCCAUGAUUACACACAAAGACAACGCGCUCAUCUUCUCACUUUCCAUAUGAUUGAUGCGCACGGUGUUGCCGACCUAUUUACUUAGUCGAUUACGAUUACUUACAUGGUCAUCGACCGUUCCCGCAGCUGUUGCUCAGAAUGCGACGAGAAUUACCGAAUGUUGAUAGGGUUACCAUAUAUUACACAUCUUAUUGAAAUUG